Messenger RNA from Diaporthe amygdali, 435 nucleotides. RefSeq names its product small nuclear ribonucleoprotein sm d3. Lineage: Eukaryota; Fungi; Ascomycota; Sordariomycetes; Diaporthales; Diaporthaceae. Gene Ontology annotation, biological process: spliceosomal snRNP assembly; RNA processing. The record is from RefSeq and is a predicted model, not a curated record. Gene Ontology annotation, cellular component: commitment complex; pICln-Sm protein complex; U2 snRNP. The transcript is spliced from 2 exons. Gene Ontology annotation, molecular function: RNA binding. The coding region runs from base 1 to 435 and encodes 144 amino acids.
AUGACGUCCACAAUCGGCAUCCCCAUCAAGCUUCUCAAUGAGGCCCAGGGUCACAUCAUCACCCUGGAGCUCGACUCGGGCACCACCUACCGCGGCAAGUUGAUCGAAGCCGAGGACAACAUGAACAUCCAGCUCAAAGACAUCACCGUGACGGCGCGCGACGGCCGUGUCAGCCAUCUGGAACAGGUCUACAUCCGCGGCAGCCACGUGCGCUUCUUCAUCGUGCCAGACAUGCUGCGGUAUGCCGAACCCCUAACCGCCCAGAAUAAGAACCCCACCAGCAGCAGCAAAAACUCAGUAGCUAACGUACGCACCCGCGUCUCUAGGAAUGCGCCCAUGUUCAAGAGUCGGAACGCCCGCGGCCGUGGUGUCGGUUUGGCAAGAGGUCGUGCGACGGUCAGCAGGGCCAGGGCGAGCGGCCGUGGUGGAAGAUAG